Molecule: messenger RNA, 6917 nt
Organism: Plutella xylostella (diamondback moth)
Lineage: Eukaryota; Metazoa; Arthropoda; Insecta; Lepidoptera; Plutellidae
Gene: Slik
Product: Sterile20-like kinase
Biological process (GO): protein phosphorylation
Molecular function (GO): protein serine/threonine kinase activity; ATP binding
Source: RefSeq, a predicted model, not a curated record
CUGUGGUCGUUAUUAGUUGACGAAAUCAAAAUGGCUUCUUUCACGGGAUAGCGCAUAUCCGCCGCAUAGUUCGUGGUUUUAUUAUUUGUCGUGGGUGUGACUAUUUAUUUGUGUAAAAGACUUUUUGUGAACUAUUACAUUGUGCCAAAGUGUUAUAACAUUCAAAGUGGAUCUGACGGACAUAAUUUGUGCAUUUACAACAAGUUUUCUCUAAGAUCAGCCGCACGGCACAGCAGCAAUGAGCAGUGACGGUUGAGGCGCCCCCGCGCCGGACACGGCCCCCACACACCCGCAACAUGUCGUUCCUACACAAUCUGAAGAAGGUGCUCCACCUAGGCAGCGGCAAUGACGCGAAAAAGAAGAAGGUGUUCAACAACAUCCGGGACAACUGCGACCCGGCCGAGUUCUGGGACAUGAUCGGCGAGCUCGGCGAUGGAGCCUUCGGGAAGGUGUACAAAGCGCAGCACAAACAGACCGGCCAGCUGGCAGCGGCGAAGAUGUGCGUCCUGGACAACGAGGACGACCUGGCCGACUUCACCGUGGAGAUCGACAUCCUGUCGGAGUGCCGCCACGAGAACGUGGUGGAACUGCACGAGGCCUACUUCAUCAGCAACAAGCUAUGGAUGCUGCUAGAAUACUGCGACGGUGGCGCCCUCGACUCCGUCAUGUCGGAGCUGGAGAAGGGUCUGACGGAGGCCCAAGUAGCCUUCGUGUGUCGCGAGAUGUGCCGCGGGCUGCAGUUCCUGCACUCGGUGCGCGUCAUACACCGCGACCUGAAGGCGGGGAACGUGCUGGCCACCAUGACCGGCGGCGUCAAGCUGGCGGACUUCGGCGUCUCGGCCAAGAACAAGUCGACCCUGCAGAAGCACGACACGUUCAUCGGCACGCCGUACUGGAUGGCGCCCGAGGUGGUGCUGUGCGAGACCUUCCGCGACCACCCCUACGACUUCAAGGUGGAUAUCUGGUCACUGGGCAUAACGCUGAUAGAGUUCGCCCAGAUGGAGCCUCCGAACCACGAGAUGACGCCGAUGCGGGUGCUGCUCAAGAUACAGAAGUCUGACCCGCCCACCCUCGACCAGCCAUCGCUUUGGAGCAAGGCUUUCAAUGACUUCAUCGCUAAAGCUUUGGUUAAGGAUCCCGAGAAGCGGCCGACGGCGGAAGAGUUGUUAAAGCACGAGUUUGUCAGCGGGCCUCUGGAUUCAAAGCCGCUGAGAGACUUGUUAUUAGAGUACAGAGCUGAGGUGGUCGAGGAAGAACUGUUGGAUGAUGAUUCAGAGGAACAUCGCAGCUCCCAGAUGCAUAUGGAGAUGGAAGAUGACUCCACGUCGGUGCGGUCGGCCGACACGCCCGAUGUCAAAAUGUCGGAAGGGGAGCCGGCGGGCGCGGCCAAGCGACCGCACGACGACGAGACCGCCGCCGCUGACAGGAAAGUGCCCGCGCCGAAGAAAGAGAAGGGCCCGGCGCCGCCGCCGCCCGCCUCGCCCCCUGCGUCCCCCGCGCGGCCCGCGCCGCGCAAGCAGCCCGCGCCGCCGCCGCCGCAGCCCAUCGCUGUGCAGCAGAAUCGGGAACCAGAAAAGCAAGAAGAGAAGACCGAACCGCCACCAGCCAAGAAGGAGACGGAACAGAACGGCGUGGCACAGCCUAAAGCAGACCGAAUACCCACCCCCGAGCCGCAGAAGCAGCCAGAGCCUUCUAGAAGGAGCUCCGAAGAACGAACGGAGAAACUCAUUCCAAAACCAGAGAUAGAAAUAGAAGAUACGCGAUUAGAAGUCAAUAAUGUCGUAGAAGUUGACAGCAAGAGGGAGAAGAGGAAAGAAGAAAGGAUAGAAAACUUGGAAGAUAGGAGAGAAGAUUGGAUAGAUAGACAACUGGAGAAGCGGAGAGAGGAAAGAAGAGAAGAGAAGAGAGAGGAAAGGAGAGAAGAUAAAAGAGAAGAAAGGAGAGAGGAGAAAAGAGAAGAAAGGAGGGAGGAAAGAAGAGAGAAGAGGAUAGAGAAGAGUCAGUCCAGGGAAAAGAUUGAAGUGAGGGCCGUUAUGCCUAGUCAACCGGAGCCGUCGCCGCCUUCACCACAAAAGCCCCCCGCGCCGCCUCCCCCCGUCACCCCUCUCACCCCCGUCACGCCCGUCACCGCGACGCUGGUCACGCCCGUCACGCCAGCGUCGGUGACGGCGGUGACACCAGUGGCGAGUGUGGCCGCCGCGCCGCUAGUGGUGGAGGUUAGGGAGAGCACGUCUUCUGUUAUUGAGGUCGGUCAAGAAGUGGAGCCGAACUCGCUAGCAGCGCAACCUGUCGGACAUGUGACGCUUACUACAACACAUCCACCAGUUCUCGUGAACGCCCAACCGCUACCCCCGAGCGCCGUGACGAUAUCCACCGGCUCGCUCCGCGACGAGGUGGUGGUGGUGGCGCCGGCGUCGUCCUCGGACGAGGACUGCCUCGCGCCCUCCUCGCUCGACUCGCUCGACACCGCCUCCUACACCGAGCGCACCCGCGGCAAGCGUCUCGACAGCAGCGAAGUGUUGAUCCUGAGCUCGUGCGCCACCGGCGACUCGGGCGUGUUCGACGACAGCGCCGGCGUCAACCUGGACACAUCUCACGUCUCCGUAGUAACAGUCGGUUGCGGCACGGAGCAAGUGCGCGUGCGUGACUCGGCCGCGACUCACAUCUGCGUGGGCGACUCGCACAGCGAUGGCAGACGGUCAGCAUCAGACAGUGUGUCAGUAGAGUCGUGUCGCUCGGGCCGCGCCCCCUCCCCCAGCGCGCCCUCGCCCGGCGCGCCCUCCACGCCCACCGACUCCAGACACGCCCUCAAUGGAGGCGCUAGUGUGUCAGAAGAGUCGUGUCGCUCGGGCCGCGCCCCCUCCCCCAGCGCGCCCUCGCCCGGCGCGCCCUCCACGCCCACCGACUCCAGACACGCCCUCAAUGGAGGCGCUAGACUGUUAGUGUCAGACAGUGUGUCAGUAGAGGCGCCCUCGCCCGGCGCGCCCUCCACGCCCACCGACUCCAGACACGCCCUCAAUGGAGGCGCUAGACUGUUAGUGUCAGACAGUGUGUCAGUAGAGGCGCCCUCGCCCGGCGCGCCCUCCACGCCCACCGACUCCAGACACGCCCUCAAUGAAGGCGCUAGUCGUGUCGCUCCGGACGCGCCCCCUCCCCCAGCGCGCCCUCGCCCGGCGCGCCCUCCACGCCCACCGACUCCAGACACGCCCUCAAUGGAGGCGCUAGGUGAGUGCCGUGUCAUGUACAUACAGUUAGUGUCAGACAGUGUGUCAGUAGAGUCGUGUCGCUCCGGACGCGCCCCCUCCCCCAGCGCGCCCUCGCCCGGCGCGCCCUCCACGCCCACCGACUCCAGACACGCCCUCAAUGGAGGCGCUAGAAUAAACACCGACGGACAGCCGCUAGAGAACGGCGACGGGCAGGUGGUGCUCAGAAGAAAGACUCAAGAAGGCCGGCUGAGGUCCAAGGAGGACAUCCACUUAGCGAACCUCAAGAAGAAGACGAGGAAACGCACCAGGAAGUUUGAGAUCGAUGGCGUCGUUAUUACUACUACCACGUCUAAGGUGAUAUGGGACGACGACGAAAACGGCCGCAUGUGGGACGACCACGCGCUGCGCAAGCAGGAGCUGCGGGAGAUCAAGAUGCUGCAGAAGCUGGAGCAGAAGCAGUUCCAGGACCUCAACGCCAAGGAGCAGCAGCUAAGGGAGCAGCAGGAUAAGAGAUUCGAAGCGGAACUCUCCUCGCUCACCCGCGCACACGAAGCCGACCUGGACACGCUAGCCCGCGCCCAGCGAGCGGCCGCCGAGCGAGCCGAGCAACAGCUCGAGGCGGAACUACGAGCCGCCGGCAAGCGCCUGCGCACCGAGCACGAGCGCGACCUGCGCCACUUCCGCGACACGCUCAAGCAGGAGCUCAAGCUGUUGAAGCAGGAAGUGGAGCUAGUAUCACGCGAGCGCCGCAAAGAGGCCUACCGUGCGCGGCGCGCGCGCCUCGACGCCGAGCACGCGGAGCGCGAGCGAGCAUUCGUGGCCGCGCUCGCCGAGCAGCAGCAGCACGUGCUGCGCCGCGUGCACGACGCAAGACGGGCCAGGCGGGCGCUGCAUGAUACACAAUACUUGCAACAACGACACCAGAUAAUGCGCACGCGCGAGUCAGCUCUCUGGGAGCUGGAGGAGAAGCAGAUCCACGAGCGCCACCAGCUGGCCAAGAGGCAGCUGAAGGACGAGUUCCUGCUGCGGAGGCACCAGAUGCUGGUGCGCCACGACAAGGAGCUGGACCAGAUCAAGAGGAAAAACGCGCGCAAAGAAGAAGAGCUAGCGAAAUGCCAAGCGCUAGAGAAGCGUUCCCUACCGAAGCGGAUCCGAGCGGAGAUGAAGGCCAGAGAGAUGAUGUUCAGAGAGAGCCUGCGCAUCAGCACCGCGCCCGCCGCCAGCGAGGACGAGAGAGAGAGACUCAAGAAGUUCCAAGAGAACGAGAAGCGCCGCUACCAGGCGGAGCAGCAGCGGCUCGCCACUAAACACGCCAAGGCGAGGGAGGAGCUCAAGGCAGCCGGCGAGGCGUUACUCCGCGAACUGGAACAAUACCAGAACGAGAAGCGCAAAGCCCUCAUGAACCACGAGAGCAACAAGAUGAAGGCGGUGGAGGAGCGCUACUCGGCGGAGCUGCGCGACUGGCGCGCCACGCUCGGCCAGAGGAAGCAGAGCCUGCUUAACACCUUCGAGAAACAUCUAGACGAUCACGAGAACAAGUACGGCACCAAAAUCGAAGACAGAAGCGUCUACCUCGACGUACCAUUCCCCAAGAACGUUCUACACCACGUCCUGACGUCAUACCAGCAGCGGACCUCCUUCAUGGGCUCUCUGUCUCGCUCUCGCACCAGCCUCAACCUCAUCACGACUAAAACCCCCACCAUGGACAGACGAGGCAGCGUCAGUCCGCUGAGAGAGACGAAAUCCGCGACUAAUACGACUAAACGCACGAAACUCGCCAAAGCGCAGAAGUUUGGCAGCACUUCGAACUUGAAACUGGUUUCGGAGAAGAUAUCUGGGUUCUCCGUCUUCAAUGGACCGAAUGAGUACAGCCGAGAUGCUCCGAUUAUGGCGUAUGGAGACGAGGCGUCAGCGAACGGGUCGGUCAAAAUGAGAGAAAACGUCAAACGCGGGCCGAAACUCAACAGGCAGACUAUGUCUGAGCAACUCUUGAUGCGUACGGAAACCGACGAGGCGAUGAAGCGAUCGCUCUCACAGCACAGCCUAAGAGAGGACAGGGCCUUAGAGGCGGUGGUCAUUGACCUCCCGUCGAUGGACUAUAACACUGGGCGUAGCACAAGUCCUUGCGGUACGCUGGACUCUCGCGACGGCAGCGAAGACGAGGGUACAACUAAAUACUUCAGUCGCUGGGGUCCUAUCAGGGGUUCGAACUCCUAUUCUGACUCCCCUGAUGUUCCUAUCAGUCAGCUGUCAACUGUUAACCUUAGGGCGUCUAUAACUUCUAAAAACCGUGAUGAUUCGGCCGUUUGAUUUGUUACUUUGAUAUAAAAUUUGCGGACUCAAGUAGCGUAAGUGUUGAUAUUUGAAAAUGUUGCGAUUUUUUAAUUGAUAUUUUUAAUGUGUUUUUUAAGAGUCAAAGGUAGGUCGCUCAUGAUUAUGAUAAUUACGUGCUAAUAAUAAGGAUAGUUGAUUCGCUUACGCGAUUAUAUGUUGAAUAUUUACAUCGCUAAUGACUAUUGAGGUUUCUAUACACUUUAACAUAUAGUUCCUAAUUAAUUAGGUCAAUGUCACGUUGUAUUUAAACAAUGAUGCUAUGCCACCGAUAGUAGUUAGGUAUUUAAAUACCUAUAACAGUAAAACAUAAGCUAUGGACAAGUGUAACGUUUUUCCUUGCGUUUCGUUGUCUUUAGGAACCUGCUUAUAAAUAACAAAGGGGAAGUGCCGUAAACAAUAAAAAAACAACUUAUUUAGUAGGCGUGAUAUAUUAGGGUCUUAGCAUAAGGAAUUUGAAAUUAAAGACCUAUAAUGCCUAAAACCCUAAAACAUUCAAUACUUAGGUUACCUACACCAUUAACUUUUAUCGUGGUACGCCUACAGUUAAAUGUUCUUAUUUGGCCAUAGCUUAUAGUAAAUAGGGGUGCUGUAUACAUGUAUUACAUAAUACCUACAUGCGUUAUUAUUAAUAUUUGAUUUGAUUAUACUAACGUAGUAUAUUGAGAUAUAUAAAACAUUUAAACUUUGUAUGAAAUCGGAUAACAAAACUAUAAUUAUAUAUCAUGUUAUUUCGUCUAAUUUGCUGCGAUCAAGUUUAUCGUAUCAAAAAAUACUCAAGAUUGUUUACUAGCCUGUGGGUCAAAUAAUUAUAAAUUUAUUUCUGACAGUAUCUAAAAUGAUAAUUAUGUGUAUCAGCUACAAUCCUUCUUAUUGUUGAUUUGUAUUUUUUAUCGAAGCUUAGAAGCCUUCAACAAAAUAGACGUAACUACUCACCCGCCCUCGCCAUACUAAAUAUACUUAAAUAAAUUAGAAACAGCCUCUUAUGUAGGCAUUUAAUAUUAGUCACAAAAUUGCCAUUGAUAAAUUAUACUUAACUAAUAACUUAAUACUUCCAAGAUUUGCCAGAAAACUAAUAUUUGCUUCCUAUUACUAACAUAGGCCUAUUUAAGUCGUAUGAGUUUAUAAAUUUUAAUUAAAUUUGUUGAUAGCUAUUAAGAUAUAUGUAUCUAGCUAGCUUUAGUUAAGUUUAUUCAUUGUUAGCGAUUCUGAAGGCCCCAAAAUGUUUUAUAUAUCAAAAUGUGUGACACCGAUUUGGUGCCUUUAGAUUCGUUUACAUUAUAUAAAGCAUACUUCCUAAAAUAAGACUAGGGAGAAUAAAAGUCUAUGGCUUCGUUACGCCGCCAUUUUUUUUCUUAGAGAAUUUUGAGAUAAAGUGUA